CGCACGUUUUGUCCAGGAGCGCCAUUGGAACUUUGGAGAGAGCAGCGAAGUUGACGGUCCGGUUUUGGUCGCACUGACCCAACAUGUAUCGUCCCAAACCAACUCUGAAGGACCGACAACACCUGUACAAGCUCAUCAUAAGCCAGCUGCUCUAUGAUGGAUACACCAACAUCGCUAACAGUCUCAUCAGUGAGGUCAAACCACAGAGCGUAGUGUCCCCCUCUGAGCAGCUGAUGCAGCUGGCAAAGAUAGGGAUGGAGAAUGAUGACAGUGCAGUCCAGUAUGCCAUCGGGCGCUCAGAUACAGUGGCACCUGGAGUGGGUAUCGAUCUGGAAUUUGAUGCCGAUGUCCAAACCAUGUCUCCAGAGGCAUCUGAAUAUGAGACCUGCUAUGUUACGUCUCAUAAGGGUCCGUGCCGUGUGGCAACAUACAGUCGUGAUGGCCAGCUGAUUGCUACCGGCUCUGCUGACGCCUCCAUCAAGAUCCUAGAUACUGAGCGCAUGCUGGCUAAGAGUGCCAUGCCCAUUGAGGUGAUGAUGAAUGAGACAGCACAGCAGAACAUGGAGAAUCACCCUGUAAUCCGGACAUUGUACGACCACGUCGAUGAAGUCACCUGUCUUGCCUUCCAUCCGACUGAACAGAUUCUAGCUUCUGGCUCGAGAGAUUACACCCUCAAACUGUUUGACUACUCAAAGCCCUCUGCAAAAAGAGCAUUUAAAUAUAUACAGGAAGCAGAAAUGUUGCGUUCAAUCUCCUUCCACCCAUCAGGUGACUUCCUGCUGGUGGGAACGCAGCACCCCACCCUCCGCCUCUACGAUGUCAACACCUUCCAGUGCUUCGUGUCCUGCAACCCGUUGGACCAGCACACAGACACCAUCAGCGGUGUCGGCUACAAUCCCACCGCCAACAGCUACGUCACCUGCAGCAAGGACGGCAACAUCAAGCUGUGGGAUGGUGUCUCCAACCGCUGUGUGACCACCUUCGAGAAGGCCCACGAUGGCGCAGAGGUCUGCUCUGCUGUCUUCUCCAAGAACUCCAAAUACAUCCUGUCCAGCGGCAAAGACUCUGUGGUGAAACUGUGGGAGAUCUCUACGGGCCGGACGCUGGUCAAGUACACAGGCGCAGGUUUGAGUGGCCGGCAGAUGCAUCGCACACAGGGCGUGUUCAACCACACAGAGGACUACGUGCUGCUGCCGGACGAGCGCACCAUCAGCCUGUGCUGCUGGGACUCUCGCACGGCCGAGAGGAAGAACCUGCUGUCCCUGGGACACAACAACAUCGUCCGCUGUAUCGUCCACUCGCCCACCAAUCCUGGCUUCAUGACCUGUAGCGACGACUUCAGGGCCCGCUUCUGGUACCGCCGCACCACCACAGACUGAGACACAUCCAUGUCUCCACUCAACGCCCCCCCAACCCCAACCCCACCCCCCCGACAGAGCACCAAUCAGAAUGCUGGACUCUUCUAUAGGAUUCCAUAACCUCUCUGGUCUCGUCAACUUCAAGUCAUUUGUGGUAUCUUUCAUUUUUAUUUAACUGUGCAGUGGAAUUUGUGGGACAUUACUUAAGAAAACAGAGUUGUCAUUGCACCGUCUUAAAGAGCAGCCUGUCUUAAAACACGUCAGGUGCCUGUGUACACAUUGAGAGGUUUUGCUUGAGGUAAUUCUAUAUUCUAUAUUAAAAAAGACCAUAACUUUAGAAGAUAACCACUUCAUGAGAUUAACUCGGACUUCAGAACCUCAUAUUAGCUUCAGAUAGACUUUUGAAUAUAUGCACAGAAUCAGGACUGCAGAUGUUGUCCCCCACGACUUCUGUUGAAACAGUCUUUUGAAGGCCACCAGGAACAGGAUGAAUGAUUACAGCAAGCAAAACCUUGUUUUAGUGUCUGUAAGGGGACUUGACUAUUGUUUGAAGUCAGACUUGGAAAAAGUGAAUGGAAAACUCUUUUUGGCUGCCACUCUUUGUGAAUGAUACACUGAUCUUUUGUCUGAUUGAAUUCAAAGCCUGACCUUUGAAACUCCCUUCACUGCUUUGAGACCUCGUGCAGAAUUCACAUCUCAAAUUUUAGUUCUAUGUCAAAGUUGACCGCAGAGUUGGGUUGUUGUCUUUUUCACUUUUUAUACUUUGUCAAUGUCCUUUGUUGUAA
This is a messenger RNA of Seriola dumerili (greater amberjack), 2143 nucleotides long. RefSeq names its product cleavage stimulation factor subunit 1 (gene cstf1). Gene Ontology annotation, molecular function: protein binding; RNA binding. Bases 84 to 1379 code for a protein of 431 amino acids. NCBI's taxonomy places the organism in Eukaryota, Metazoa, Chordata, Actinopteri, Carangiformes, Carangidae. Gene Ontology annotation, cellular component: mRNA cleavage stimulating factor complex. The transcript is spliced from 6 exons. The record is from RefSeq and is a predicted model, not a curated record. Gene Ontology annotation, biological process: mRNA 3'-end processing.